Chara braunii is the source of this 2944-nucleotide messenger RNA. Lineage: Eukaryota; Viridiplantae; Streptophyta; Charophyceae; Charales; Characeae. The record is from the annotation of a GenBank genome assembly.
GCGCUGUGCUUCAAGAGGAACGUCCCAUGGCGGGCAUGCAGGCACACGUUGUUCUGCCUGCAGCUGAGGGUGGAAGAAGACCAGCGACGAUGGAGCCUUCACGGCGGUACGACCCGUCCAUGUACAACCAUCUGCCAUCGUGGGAGACGCCGCUGCCUUUCUCGGACGAGGAGCCGGAGGGGGAUGAACUUCCAACGUUUCCUCUCGGCAGCGGGUCGACGCAGCUGUUGUCACAGACGGUGCUCGCAGGCGGGUCGGCAAGCAACAAACGCGGCGAGUACACGACACUCCUGCAGCAAGGCUUGGGAGACGAUAACGAUGGGGGAGUUGAUCUCUGGUUCGGGUUGUGUUCUGGCGCCGCUAGGGAGCAGAGCCGCACGUUCAUCAUUGACGCCGAUCGUUCACCACGUGGCGUUCAACAAUCUAGAAGUCAGCAUACAGAGCGGUCCACACUUCGUGGCGGUGCGUCCGUUACUAGCGGUGUCGGGCCAUCGGCAGCAGGCCGGCAGCAUGGAUCGAGUGCACCGUCCGCCGAUCGAUUGACAAGUACCUGCCCCGCACGCAAUGGAGUCGCAGUCGAGUCCCUGCGCAGCGGCGGUGCACGUCCUUCGAUGCCCAAAAGCACAACGCCGACCCAACUCGACCUCAGGGACGACGGCACGUGCAGACCAGCGGUGCGUCCAGCACCCACUGUGGAGAACAUCACAAGAGGAGUGUCAAACAUGAGGGCACACAGCAAUGGCGGCGACGACGAUGGUGGUGGCGGUGACGAUGCCGACGAACGAUUCAGGGAGGACGUGGAAGCAGGGGACGACGACGACGACACUCCUAUUCGGCCUUUGGGGAAGACGGGUGGGAGGGGUAGAGGACGCAGCAGGGGUGCUGUUCGUGGUCGAUCCAUUGGCCGUGGUGACAGAGGUGGCGUCAGCGACGACGGCGGGAAGUCUGCGACGUACUGGUCCCCGGAAAUGCAACUGGUGAGAUGCAAGCGGGAGCAAGAGAUGCACCUUGCCGGUCUGGGUCACAAUUACGGGCGGAUGCGGACAAAGGAGUGGAAGUGGGACGACAUUGCCCAGCGCAUGGCGAACGCGGGGAAGCCUAAAGACGCGGAGGACAGCAUGAAGAAGUGGGACAAUAUCUUCCAAAACUACAAGAAGAUACAAAGGUUUCAGAAUGCAAGUGGCCGGCCAGAUUUCUUCCGGCUAUCGAAUGAAGAAAGGAAGGAGCACAACUUCAAGUUCCGGAUGAAGAGGGCACUGUACAACGAAAUCCACGCAGGCAUGGUGGGAAACCACACAAUUUUCUCUCCCAACAUCGCCGACACCGGAAGUCCGGACGGGGUGCAGCUGCCCAGGCGAGGAGCGGGUGUUGGGGCGUCCGUUGGUAGUGAGGGCGCUGGUGAAGGCUUCCCUGAAGAACGUUCUACUACGAGGGACUCCGACAACAACGCAGCCAGCGAGGCUGGAGGCGGGAAGCGAAAGAAUGCGCGUCAACAUGAGUUGGAGUCGAUUUCUGAUGUCAUGGACCGCCAUGGCGAACUGAUGUCGUCGACGAUCGAAUCGUCUAGCAAGCGGCAAUGCAGCAUAUUCACGAGGCAAUGCGACAUACUGGACCAGGAAGUUGCAUUCCAGAAAGCGCACUACGUGGCAUCCGAUGAGACGCAGAGGAUGAUGUGCCACACACUUAUGAAGAUCAUUGCCGCCAUCCGUGACACGGAGAAGGCUCCCGUCGUCGAUCUUGGCAGCGAUGAUGACGAGCCCUUGGAGAGACGUCGCAUUCGCAUUCGUACAACGGCGACCCCACCGCCGGCGGUGAUGGCACGCGCUGCUGCAAACGAAAGGCCAGUCUUGAGUAGGCUGCUCGCCACGCCAUCUCAGCCACAUCAGCGCAACGAGGGUGGUGAUGGAGGGUCCGUCCAACGCGGCGGCUGGGGGGAAGUCGUGGCAGAUGCGCGCGCAGUUCAGGCCGAGGAGGCAGGUGCUGCGGGGGCGGGUGGUUCAGGCACCGUGGCCGCCCUUGCGACGGCGAGGGAGGAGGCAGCAGUUGUGGCGACGGCGAGAGAGGAGGCGCGUGGCGAGAAGAAAGGCGAUCGGGAGGCCGGCGAGCCCGGUUCAAGCCGGCAAGCGAUCUCCCGUAUGGCGGAGGUGGUGAACGUAGCUCUGCGCAUCUUGCACGGUUGGGUAUUCAAGUCCGGGAACCGAACAAGGGGAUACCAUGUGGCUUUCCAGUACUCGCUCGAAUCCUUUGCGACGGACAUUGCGCGUGCUAUGUGGUACGGCGAGGAGUGGUGCGACGUCGUCAGUCCGACGGUUUGCGUGCACACGAUAGAUCUGUCCAUGGACAUGCCACUUUGGUUCGCCGACGCCAACAUCGAGGACAGACCGGAUAACAACGACAUGGCGGCGCACCAGGAGUCCACCGUCAUCUGCGUCGCCCAUGCAUUCCGCGCGGCGGUGCAAAUGGGGGCGCUCAUUGACGGCGAGUUCAUCUCGCACGAUCGUCUUUGUCGGGUGGAUGACUGCUUCAGGCUGUUGUUGGUUGCGUGCAUGUGGAUAAUGCGCAUGGCGAGAGACGAUCCGCGCAGCCACUACGAGGCUUUCUACUUCGCGAACUUUGUGGCGAAGCCCACACUCGUCGCGGCUAUGCAUCGCUCCUUAGAUCAUCGACGAUCCGUCGUUCGAGCCGCGAAAGUUGUCACAGAGAGUCUCGGGAAGGCGAACGCUACGUUCGGGCAGUACCCCGACUACAUCCCUCAAUGGGCACCCUGCGGUAUUGGUUUCAGGCACGACGCGAGCAUAACGGGGCCAGAGGAUGCGAAAAAGCUAGAUUGGUUGGGUUCGGCCCCCCCCGAUGAUGACAACAACAACGAGGGGAAAGAUGGCGCGUAGGUGGGGUGGGGGGGGGGAGGUUUGGCUGCUUGUGUGGACUCGGGCGCAUGUACAAG